Messenger RNA from Gryllus bimaculatus (two-spotted cricket), 906 nucleotides. Lineage: Eukaryota; Metazoa; Arthropoda; Insecta; Orthoptera; Gryllidae. The record is from the annotation of a GenBank genome assembly.
AUGUUUGCGGAAGAUGAAACCAAAGCAUACACAAGAGUUCAAUGUGACAGUAGUGUGAUACAUAAGCGAAUAAUUCAGGAAGGCGCGUGGGGUUCAAAAGCCACCGAAAACGCAACAGUCAAAAUUGUAAUAAACGAUGUUACGUGUACAGGUGUGCCCCUGCAAAGCCUUCAAGAAUCAACUGCCAUAUCGCAACUUUUAGACCCAUCAUUUAAUGGUUCCUUUAAAGUGGGAGACGUGGACAGUGUUAUUGACAAGUCGUUAGAAACGUGUGUGCAAUCAAUGUUGGUAGGAGAAACCAGCAGCUUCAAUAUUAAAUUACCUUCCAUUAGUAACCUCAAGCAGGAAGAAUGUUCUGUGUUCCCUUAUGUUAUUCAGUGUUCUAUCAAACUAGAAGACUUGACCAAUGAUACCCCCAUAUAUAUGUGGACAAUUGAAAAAAUUCAUGACUUGGCACUUAAACACAAAACCGAAGGUGUGAAAUUGUUUAAUAGUGGUAGGAAAAUAGAAUCUUUUCUUAGGUUUAGCAAGAGUUUUAAGAUUCUGAACAUAAUUAAAGUUACUUCUGAAAAAAAUAAAGAUUCUGAAGACUUUCUUUCUUUAAGAAUAGCUCUUUUAAACAAUAUGGCAAAUUGUCAACUUGAAUUUCAGAAUUACAUUCAUGCCAUUACUCUUUGUAGUAAAGUUCUAAUCCUAGAUCCAAAUAAUAUUAAAUCACUGUAUCGUAGGUCAGUGGCAUAUAUGAAUAUUAAAAAACUGGAUGAAGCAAAGGAUGAUUUACAAAAAAUAUUACAAAUAGAGCCAUGUAAUGCCAUUGCAAAAGAAAAAUAUUCAGAUUUAAAAAUAAUAAUGAAAGAAAAAGAUGCAAAUUAUGCAGCUGUUAUAAAAAAAAUGUUUUCUAGCUGA